AUGGCUUAUGACCGCUUCAUUGCCAUCUGCAGACCCCUGCACUACGGCACCAUCAUGGACAGCAGAGCUUGUGUCAAAAUGGCAGCAGCUGCCUGGGCCAGUGGUUUUCUCUAUGCUCUCCUGCACACUGGGAACACAUUUUCAAUACCACUCUGCCAAGGCAACACAGUGGAGCAGUUCUUCUGUGAAAUUCCCCAGAUCCUCAAGCUCUCCUGCUCAGAUGCCUACCUCAGGGAAGUUGGGGUUCUUGUGGCUAGUGGCUGUUUAUUCUUUGGGUGUUUCAUUUUCAUUGUGCUGUCCUACGUGCAGAUCUUCACAGUCGUGCUGAGGAUCCCCUCUGAGCAGGGCCGGCACAAAGCCUUUUCCAUGUGCCUCCCGCACCUGGCCGUGGUCUCCCUGUUUGUCAGCACCUCAUUUUUUGCCUACCUGAAGCCCCCCUCCCUCUCCUCCCCAGCUGUGGAUCUGGUGGUGGCUGCUCUGUACUCGGUGGUGCCUCCAGCGGUGAACCCCCUCAUCUAC
Molecule: messenger RNA, 519 nt
Organism: Dromaius novaehollandiae (emu)
Lineage: Eukaryota; Metazoa; Chordata; Aves; Casuariiformes; Dromaiidae
Product: olfactory receptor 14C36-like
Exons: 1
Biological process (GO): G protein-coupled receptor signaling pathway
Cellular component (GO): membrane
Molecular function (GO): odorant binding; olfactory receptor activity
Source: RefSeq, a predicted model, not a curated record